Molecule: messenger RNA, 2047 nt
Organism: Sphaeramia orbicularis (orbiculate cardinalfish)
Lineage: Eukaryota; Metazoa; Chordata; Actinopteri; Kurtiformes; Apogonidae
Gene: sfrp2l
Product: secreted frizzled-related protein 2 like
Exons: 3
Coding region: 238-1248 (336 amino acids)
Biological process (GO): canonical Wnt signaling pathway; non-canonical Wnt signaling pathway
Molecular function (GO): Wnt-protein binding
Source: RefSeq, a predicted model, not a curated record
CACAGGAAACCCACUGAAAGUAUGUGGACACAGAGGUUCCCCAGGCAGGACAGACUGGAGGGAAACUUGUUGCUCCAGGGGCAGACAGUAGUCUGAUGGGGUGGGGAUGAUGACUGGGAGGCGCCUGGCCUCUCAUUUCCACUACCCCCUGUUUCCUCUCCACCUCUUUGUUUACACCUUGAGGCCGGUCAAGUCCACGCAGAGGUGCUGCACAGUGGCUCCCUGUCCAAACACAACAUGUCUGCUUCCACGGUGGCCUUCAUCUUCCUGCUCGGACUUUGUCACGCAUCUGACAGCGGGACCCCUGCCCAGCUCGGACCGCCGUCUCUCGGGUUCGUGUCCUCGGUCCGCUCCGUGUGCAGACCCAUCCCGUCCACCCUGGCCCUGUGCCACGGCAUCGGCUACAGGCAAAUGCGGAUCCCCAACCUGCUCGGCCACGACUCGCUCCGGGAGGCCCAGCAGCAGUCCGGGGCCUGGCUGCCCCUGGUGUCCAAGCUCUGCCACCGGGACACCAAGAAGUUCCUGUGCUCCCUGUUCGCACCCGUGUGUCUGCCGGAGCUCCGCGCGCCCGUCAGCCCCUGCAGGAGCCUGUGCGAGGCCGUGCGGGACGGCUGCGUGCCCGUGAUGAGCGCGUUCGGGUUCCCGUGGCCGGAGAUGUUUAACUGUACCCGAUUCCCGCGCGGGACUGAGCUCUGUAUCCCGGCAACCGGAGAGCACGAGACACGGACGGCGGAGGAGGUGCAGCGCGAGGAGGACUUAAAGGGGAGUGUUAUCUGUGAUGCCUGUAGUCUAGCUGCCGAAGGAGAGACUGACAUCCAGGAUAACUUCUGCCACAGUCCAUAUGCGUUUAAGCUUCGUCUGGGCAGUGUGUCGACAGUGGGAGGGGACCGUCAACUGGUCCCACUACCCCGGAGUCGAAUCCUGAGGUGGGCAGGGGGAGGUGCUGAGAGGGCAGAAGGGGUUGGAGGUGCAAUGGCCCACAGUGCUUUGUGGCUGCAGGAAGGCGGCACCUGCACUUGUCCUGGUCUGGACUCUGCAGAGACAAAUGAUGAGGAGGAAAACAUAGAUAAGGGACAAACAAAAGGAGGCAGGGUGGGAGAAGGAGCUCAGGGUGGGUGGUACCUGGCCCUGGCUCAAGCCGAAGAGGGAAGACUGGUGCUAACUCGGCUGGUGAGGUGGACCAGAGAUGACAAAGAGCUGAGGAAGUUCAUCCGAGCCCUCCUCAAACAGCCUUGUCCUGACCUGUAGACAGCUGACCGUCUGCUUUUACUGUUGUACACUGGGCAGAGUGUCACCAUACCAGUGUGACAUAUAAACACUGAAGUUUUACCAACAAUCCACGACUCCAUAAAUGACACAGGACAAACAGCGGACUUUACUGGUUUCAUGUAAAGGCAAAUAAGGAUGACAAAAGUUACUACACAUAGCUCACAAAGGCUGAUAUCACUCUGAUAUCAUCGUGGCAAUGUUUGUGUUUUUAUUAUUUUUGUAGAUUUUCUAUAGAGGAAACAGCUAAAUAUAAUCAAAAUUCUUCCGUGAAUUAAAGGGCACCAUCAAUUUUAGUUAAAGGCUUGGACAAAUCGCAUCAUUAGUCCACAUUGGCAAUGUAUUAGUAUUUUCAUGCACAUUAAGAACACUCUUUCACUUUGACUUUAUACCUUUCAGUUCACUGUUGGUUUAGUCAUUUGAUUAUCGCAAAUAUUUCUGGAGAAUAAUAGUUACAGAAAAGAAUAACUGAAGUUUAAGGAUAUACAAUAUGAACGUCACAUAGAAAUAUACAUUUAAUUAGGCCUUUGUGUUUUGUAUUUGUACUUAACACACUUAUAAUUGUACCUCACAUUGCAAAUUUAGUUUAAUUUGUCAUCAAAAUGGGCCAUUUGAUAAGAAUCUGAAUUUUUACUGUAUUUACUCCCUUUGUAUUGUUUUAUAAAUUAUCUUUUCCUUACUAUACUCACUGUGUUGGUGGUUUUCUUGACAUUUCUAGAACUCUACACCCUCUCAGAAACACACCUGUCGAUGUUAACUUCAUGUAUCAGAUGUCAGUUUC